AUGCGCACUAGUAGUACCGACCAAGGCCAGGGCCAUCAGGCCCGCCGCCUAUCGUCCAACAAUCCGUUCCGCCAAGACGCGGUUCUACAUCAACAACAAGUACACCAAAGUGACAGAGAAUUCCAGGAGUGGGUAUCGUCGAACGCGAUGUACAGUCCCUACGGGUCCCGGCCCGCAACCCACAAGAGCACUUCACUGCUGAGCUUUUCCAACAGCAUUGAGGAACAGCCGCACGAAGAGGAGCUGUUAGCACCUCACGGCUCACCGGCGAUCGGCUCACCACACAGUGCGGUGGACCCGAAGACCAUUAUGCGCAGAAGCAUGACGCCUCCACAACGACCAGCGUCGAAAAACCCGUUUUUGGUGGACAUCAGCCCGCAGUCGGCCAGCGACGUGGAGUCUGCCACGUCUUCGUCGCCGCAGGCGCCUGCGGCGACGACAACGCACCCAACAGCACAGGAGGAGAAAGAGCGGCUGAGACGGCGGUAUUUGGAGCAGACUCCACUGUCGGACUCUCCCUCGGGCGAGGACCUACCUCCCUCUUACGAGGAAGUGGCCGGUCCCAAGAAGAAUAGUUCUCGCCCUCGUGAAAAGUCGUCUUCGUCGCGCCACAACGGCACAGCUUCAUCCUCCUCCCGUUCUCACAGGCAUCGCAGCAGUCGCGAGUCGUCCUCGAGCCAAAAGCACUCGUCUGGCCACCGUCGCUCCUCGAAGGACAAAAAGGGCUCGUCCUCCUCGGCCUCGUCCAAACCUUUGGCCAAAAAUGUCGAUACCAUUGAUAAACUGGAUGUGACGGGGCUUUUCGGCGGUGCAUUCCAUCAUGACGGGCCUUUCGAUGCGUGCACGCCUCACCGCAACAGAAACAAUAAAGUAGCACCUGUGAUGGCCUUCCCCAAAGACGGGCCAAAUUCGUCGAUCGCAGGCGCUGCGAACAGCAAAUCACCCAUGAAGGAGGUAUUUGGUCAAGAUUCAGUCGACGACGAUGAUACUUACCUGUACAAGAACAAGGUUUACAGCAAAGUGGCCAACUCCUCUUCAACCAACACCGUGGACGCCAUCAAACCCAACUCCCGGACGAUAGGAGCUUUUGAUGCGAAAGGCAAAACCCAACUGGUCCACGGACCCACCACCGAGGGAUUGGGUUCUACAACCUUCCUCGAUGGCGCGCCUGCUACUGGAGCUCAAGCCACUUACAACCGACUACACCCCAAUCACAGACAAGAGCCACUACAUCUCACUAGGAGUCAUUCAGGCCACUUGGAGUAUGAAAAUGUGGACCCAGAUGAGGAUGUGUACCUGGGGGGGCGCAUGGAUCCGAGUGAGAAGAAAAGUGGCUCUGGAAAUAAAUUUAUGAGGAGAGUGAAGAGUCUGAAAGUUGGAAGGAAGGCAUGA
Messenger RNA from Lachancea dasiensis, 1392 nucleotides. Lineage: Eukaryota; Fungi; Ascomycota; Saccharomycetes; Saccharomycetales; Saccharomycetaceae. The record is from the annotation of a GenBank genome assembly.